Messenger RNA from Haliotis rufescens (red abalone), 5639 nucleotides. Its product is annotated as fatty acyl-CoA reductase 1-like. The record is from RefSeq and is a predicted model, not a curated record. Gene Ontology annotation, cellular component: peroxisome. Gene Ontology annotation, molecular function: alcohol-forming very long-chain fatty acyl-CoA reductase (NADP+) activity. Gene Ontology annotation, biological process: long-chain fatty-acyl-CoA metabolic process. Lineage: Eukaryota; Metazoa; Mollusca; Gastropoda; Lepetellida; Haliotidae. The transcript has 14 exons. The coding region runs from base 2142 to 3695 and encodes 517 amino acids.
GCCACUGGUGGCACUACAGUUGAACCCAGAAAUUCCUAGUUUGGCAAGGGUGGCAACUGGACUAUUAUAGUCAGUUAACUCCCUUUCCUCGGGAAGAUGACUUUAUCUAACAUGCUGUAGGGCUGGCCAUCGAUACAAAAAUAGAGAGAAUAAGUGCUGGAGUUACUCAUGCGACAAAGAACCAUAAAAUCAGAUCUCAUGUGCUUUUCAGUCUGGAUCGCUGUGUAGACAGGGUAUAUCAGGGUUUGAACCAAACUCCAAAGCUUUAAUAGCCUGGGUAAAGAUAAAAUGCCCUUGUCAUGUUUAAACAAUGGGGAAAUUGGGAUAUAUGUACUAGCCCACAGGAAUUUGUAUUAGCCCUGGACUUGCAGGCUAGUGUUAAGUUCUAACCCUGUAAAUAAAUUCGCAAAGAUUUUGAAGGGGGUGGUCAUAUUAUAAUGUUAUAUACAACGAUAUAUACAGUGACAUUCUAAAAUGUCAUAUAUUGUCUGAGAGUGUAUACAAGUCCCAAAAAAUGUCCAAACAUACACUGAAAAUUGACAAUCUUAUUAAGAGGAAUUAAGUAGGAAUGCCUAAUACAUGAUUAUACAUUUUCAGCCAAUCUUGUGAUUGUAAUUUGUAUCCCAAACAAGACAAACCAACAUCACCAGUGUUCAAAAUUAAGGUCUUUAUCAUAGUUUAAGAUCCAUGGUAAUGAUUAGCGUGUCCCAGGAUUAAUGUUACCCUGCCUGGAACUCGGCAUUGAUAGGAUAAAACAAGAAUUUGUCAGCUUAAUUGUAUUCAUUAUACUGUGUCUGAGUGGGGUAACCAUGUUAAACUGAGGCAUGGUAUUUCAGUGGGCUAGCACAAUAAACAUUGAUAAACUAGCAUUAAUCUGGACUAGUAUAAACAGCCACACACACACAUGCAUGAUUGCAAUAAAUGCAAUAAUCUUGAACUUAAACACCAUUUCACCUCACCUUCACCAUGUUCACCACUAGUCCUUAUAAUGAUAACAUACAGUAAAAUCCUUAAAAAUGGCAUAUUUCUACUAGUCCUUAUGAUACCUUAACUAUUGGCCAGUCUGGCAAGGACUUCAGGUCUAGUGCCAAUUUCUAAUGCUGCCCUUGGUUCAAAUACUAUUGCAACAAAUCACAAUAACCCAAGGACUCCCGUCCAUUUUAAAUGCUGUGGUUAAGUUUGUUAGAUUCUUGUUGUUGUAACUUUUUUUCUUCUAUCCAAAAAGAGAGAAGUCAGGCUAAUAAAGAUAAACAAUGUAAAUUAAAACUAUCUUCUAUGUCUCAUCAUGGUUUCAGACUCAAGAAGUUGAAACUGUAAAUUGAAAUCUUACAAUAUUGUAGCUCAAGAACUGACUUAUUCUGUCCACAGGGAUAGAAAUUAACAAGGAAAAUCUCCAUGCCCGAAUGGUGAUAAUAUAUAGCAAUACCCCAAUAAUGUUGGACAUUCUGCCAGCCCUUAGGACGUUAACAAAGCUGUUCCAGGCUAGUGGGCUAGUGCUUAUUUCUAUCCCUGCUGUCCACAUUUGACCUAUUUCAAUUUAAAGUCAACUGUAAUUAUCAAAAUUCAAAAGUCACAGAACUCCAUAGAAAUGUUCACUGCUACCUGUUACUCACACUUGACUUGUUGCUUUCAGGGAAUUCAUUGAUUGCAAUUAUCAGUAGUGGUAGUUUAUCGACUUUAAUAUCAAGCCUAUUUGUGACUGUAUUUCAAAGUAUACAACAUGUAUAAUGUUUGUUAAUUUCAAUAUUUAGCCGUAUGUAGGGGUGUGUCAAUUCUCCAUUACAGAUGGAAAAAUUAUGAAAAUUAUUUUAUCACACUGCCAGCACACACAAAAUUAAGCCCAUAGCAGUUUGUGUUUCAUAUAUAAGCUGAACUUUUAAGCACAAGUUUCGGAAAAGUAAUUUUAUGGAAACAAAUAACAAACUACUGAGAAACAAGCAAAGUGAUCUAUCUAGCCAGAAUGCUGAUAUUACAAGUGUCCCAAUUACUGAAAUAUUCAGCUGGUGCGAAAAUGAGAGAGUGGCAAGUCUACAGCAUUGGCCACAUGCUUCCGGUGCGCAUGCGUGGCUCAAGACUUGGUGACAACCCUGUUUCCUGCUUGAAGACAUUCACCUGCCCUACACAGCCUUUGAUAUAUAACCAUGGCUGGUAUCCCGUCCAUUGCUGAGUUCUACGAUGGGCGGAGUCUCUUCAUCACUGGGGUGACCGGAUUCAUGGGGAAAGUUCUGCUUGAGAAGCUGCUCCGUGCGUGUCCUGGGAUACGGUGCUGCUAUGUCCUCAUCCGUCCCAAGAGAGGGCAGUCUGUCGCUCAACGUCUGGAAGGACUCAUCAACUCAAAGUUAUUUAACAAGGUGAAGACAGUCACUCCAGACUUUGCAUCAAAGGUCAUCGCAGUGGAAGGAGACAUAAUGGAACCCAAUUUUGGAAUCUGUGAGGAAGACGAAAGAAAAGUGUGUAGUGAUGUAUCAGUCGUCUUUCACUCAGCUGCCACAGUCAAGUUUGAUGAAGAAAUGAAAUUAUCAGUACAGAUGAAUGUUAUAGGAGUGAAGAGGUUGUUAGAACUCUGUCACAAGAUUGACAAGCUAGAUGCUGUGAUCCAUGUGUCGACUGCCUAUGCUAACUGUGAUAAGGAGACUGUUGCUGAGCAGGUGUAUGAACCACCACUGCACCCACAGAAACUGGUGGAAGCUGUUGAAUGGAUGGACAAUGCUGCACUGAAUGUCCUCACCAAGAAGCUUGUGGGUCCCCGCCCCAACACCUACACCUACACCAAGGCCAUGGCCGAGUUCCUCCUGGUUGAGGGAUGUGGUCAGCUCCCUGUGGCCAUCGUCCGCCCGUCCAUAGUGGGUGCCACCUACAAGGAACCACUCCCAGGCUGGGUGGACAACUUCAAUGGACCCACCGGUUUGCUUGCAGCAAUUGGGAAAGGUGUCCUCCGAAUCAUGCAUGGCUACGCUCACUGUACUGCUGAUGUAAUACCCUGUGAUAUAGCCACCAACCUCAUGAUCGCGGUAGCCUGGUAUACUGGUACAACCAAACCCUCCAGGGUACCUGUAUUUAACAACACAACUGGUCAGAUCAACAAGUUCACCUGGGGUGAGAUGGAGAAAUUGAUAUUUGACAACUUCAUGAGGAACCCAGUGGAUGUAGUUGCCAGGGUGCCCAACCCAAGGUUCACAAAGUCAAUAUACUGGAAGAGCGUGAACGUGCUGUUCGACCACAUCCUCCCUGCCUACCUAAUGGACUUCUACAUGUACCUCAUCGGGAAGAAACGCAUAUUUGUGAAGAUCCAGGAUCGACUGUGGAAAGCUGUGACAACGCUGGAGUUCUUCACAUCUCGGGAGUGGAAAUUUGACAACAGCAAUAUAUUUAUGCUGUUGGAUAAGAUGUCAAAGUCUGAUCGAGAUACCUUUGACUUUGAUGCCAGGCACAUAGACUGGCCAUCAUACAUGGAGAGCUACUGCCUUGGCACAAAACAGUUUGUCCUGAAGGAAGAGCUGGAUCAACUCCCCAAGGCUAGGAGAGCUCUGUACAGAAUGAAGCAGAUCCAGUUUGUCAUCAACGCUGUUCUGGUAGUGGUCAUCUGGCGUGUUCUUGUCACUCGGGUGGGCGUCGCACGGUCACUGUGGAACCUGGUUCUCAGCUGGGUCAUCUGGCUGUAUCAGAAAAUCCCAAGAUUAGGGCGAGCAUCUUAGGCAUUCAACAACAUCACUGUGAUGUUUGUAGGCAUUAGGUAUGUAAUUUUACCUUUGUAGGUGAACCGAUCACUUAAAAUCUAGAUUACUUUACAUAAAUGAGCUGCGACAGGAUUGAGACAAUUCAUGGUGUCUACCCUUGUAAUACGGCAUUGAAAGUGUUCUAAGGUAGCCUUAUGAACACUUGGUGUACCCCUGGUAUACAAUAUUUGAUUGGUUGGUUGACUGAUACCUAUUGAAUUGUAUAGAUUGGCCAAACCACAUUGCCACAAACAAGCACGAAAACAUGGCAGUGUCGCAUUGUAGUGAGCUUUAUUGUGCACAACCACGGUACUAAUAACGUGCUAAUUAUUAUGUAUUUAUUGUUUCGUAUUGGUACAUUGACCACUGGUACAAUAGUCAAAUAUAAUUAUGUAUCAUUAUACAUGUAUCAUGGUACAUGGAUAUAUCGGUGAACCAUCCCAACCACUGGUACACUAGUCAUAAAUAAUGAUAUAUCAGUAUACAUGUAUCAUGGUACAUCGAUGUAUCAGUGAACCAUCCCACCUUAAAAUUAUCUAUUUGUAUUCACAGGCGUUGAAGUGAUAUUGUACUAGUCAAUACUCUUAAUGAGAAGACAGUUGGUGACUGAGAAUAUUAAACCAAUAUGCGCAGUUAAUAUGAUGACAGACAUGAUGGAAAACAUUCGAGGGAUGUAUCUGUAUCUGCUCAGCGGCCCAUAUUCAGCCCAAAGUCUGAGGAUUUGCAAGUAAUAAUUCUAAAUUUGAAUAAAACAAUGUGAAGACCUGGUCGGGGUGAUACUAGGACCAGUGAAGAGGUAGAGGCCUUAAUGCUGAAUUUAACAUGACUGCAUUGAAUGCAAUGUUAAGAUACAGUGUUAAAAUACAUUUGAAAUUAAGAAAAAAAAAGCUUUAAAAACAUCCCUACUUUGAUUUAAAAAAAUAUUUUUUAUCCAAUUUGCUGCCAUGGGUACUUUGUGUGGAAUCCCAGAUAACUCCCUGCAUGUAUUGCCUGAAUAUGUCAGUGUGUUAUUGUAUACACAAGAAACAUGGUUGUCUGCCUGAUAAGUGAGAUGAGAAUUUGAGUUUGUUGCAGUUAGUUGAUUUCAUAAAUGGCGAACAUGACAUUAGUUUUUUAGAUCUCGGCCAUUGUUUAAGUGUGAUUUUGUAGACAAUGCUAGGAUCAUCAUAUUGUGUGUCUUGGAAACAGUGGCUUUCAUAUUGAUUUUGAGAAUGCUCAAAACAUUUGUUAUUUAUUGCAUGUAUAGUAAUUGGGUCAUUAACAAUUCAUUCACAGAUACAACACUAGACUACGAUAUUGCUCGAUUUGUUUGUUCAGGUUUAUGUAUCUUGGUUAUGCCUUCUGAUUGACCCACAUCAUGUUAUAAGCCAUCUGUAUUUCAUAUAUUUAUAUUUAAUUCUACAACACAUGCAACGUUUUCACGCCACUUUUUUAUUACCAACUUAUUUACUGCCACUUAACGUAUAUAGGUACAUGCUGCCACUCCAGUCAGUUAAAGAAAACAGUGCAUUAUUUAGACAAUAAUAAAUCCUAGAGAGCAGGACACCCUUCAUCUAAGAUUGGGGAAGCAGUUUCAGAAUGUUAUCAAUAUGGCUGCCAGUCCAGAAAAACACCUGGGUAUUUUAUUUAGAGAAGACAUUUGUUUGCCCUGCCUUUGAUAAUUACCAAUAGUCUUCAUAUCCAGCAGUAUAAUGACAAGGGUGUUAUAUAUAAACAAUAGCAUACUGCUUUAAAAUAUGUAUGUAUGUGUUGUUUUGAAUUUUUUUUUAAAUUGAAAGAGUGCAUUUAAAUCUGCAUUUAUACCAUAUUUGAUGUAAUAAACACCCAGGCCGCUCUUAAAAUUAGAAAUAGGUAGCUCUUAUUAGAAUGGUAUUUUGGUGGGGAAAAAACAGAGUUGAAAGAUAAAUUUUGUGGUUUAUGCUG